Messenger RNA from Chondrus crispus (carragheen), 2064 nucleotides. RefSeq lists its product as hypothetical. The coding region runs from base 1 to 2064 and encodes 687 amino acids. The record is from RefSeq and is a predicted model, not a curated record. Gene Ontology annotation, cellular component: plasma membrane; BRCA1-BARD1 complex; BRCA1-A complex. Gene Ontology annotation, molecular function: ubiquitin-protein transferase activity. The transcript has a single exon. Gene Ontology annotation, biological process: positive regulation of transcription by RNA polymerase II; double-strand break repair via homologous recombination; negative regulation of fatty acid biosynthetic process. Lineage: Eukaryota; Rhodophyta; Florideophyceae; Gigartinales; Gigartinaceae.
AUGACUGCCAUGCCUCGGCACUCGGAUACCCCACGUCGCACUCGUUCUGCUUCUUGCAGGUUGAGGCGCUCUUCGUCUAAUCAUACCACGUCCGAGUGCUGCUUUUGUCCGGACCCUGAGUUGUUCGACGGUGAGGAGAUCAAAAGCGAGCUUAUUGGACCUUUUGUCAACCGCAAGGGACAGGCUAAACUUUUCGUCCACUUCGACUGCGCGUGCUGGGCUCCCCAGGUUUUCGCAGAUGCGCAGUCUGGCCAAUUACGGGGUGUCUACGACGAGUAUUGUCGGGGGCGCAAACUGAAAUGUUCAGACUGCGGCGGUCGCGGGGCUACAAUCGGAUGUUAUGUUCAACGAUGCAAGCAUGUGUUUCAUUUCCGCUGCCUUCCGCGAUCUGGAGCGCGUCGUGUCGAGCGUUUCUUCGUAGCUUUUUGUGCCAACCAUGCGCACCUUGGCGAGAAACAGUCGUACAAGAUUUUGAUGGAGGCCGCCACUAUUGCCGACGUCGCGGAGGCGCAUCGCCGUCAGGACACCACAUUUGGACUAGAUGCGCCCCACUCACGUUACACACAACUGAGACGUCGCGAAACUGAACUCAUUUUCUCUCGAAAGUUUGGGAUUUGUUCCCAUGCAGGAGCUUUCGAAACAAACAAAGUGAUAUUUUCGCAUAAGCGAAGGAAAAUCCUGGGAAAGACGGACCGCCUACUGCUCACGGAGCAACCCAGAGCACUGCUCACGUCAGCGUUUGACGUCGCUUCAGGCCGCCUUGCCUAUAUGUCUGUUGCUGGCAACGACAAGGUUGACAACAUGACUGCUGUGGAAGCAAGGGCUGCGCUCGCAUCCCGAGAGAAGAGCACCUUAUUCCUGUUAAGGAAUCUCCGCCGAGCGCCGACUUGGAGCAAGCAUAACAUGACGGUGGUGAAGAAGUCUGGUUCAGAUGCUGCCCCGCCUGCAGAACCUGCUUCCGCAAUACAGCAUGAACCAAGGUCUCCGGCCCUUUCAAAACUUGGAAGGCAGGGCGAGGAAUCUCCAGCUGGUGAAGGUGAUAGUAUUCAUGAGUGCAACGACCACGUACAGUUACCAUGUCAUCUUGAUGAGGGUGAUAAGACUGGAACGGACCCAUCUGGUGAAAGACGUUCUAAACGCCGGAGGAUCAGCACUGGUGCACGUUUAGAGAACGACGAUCAGGAAGUGAAGGCUGACGUCUCUGACGGACAAUUGCAGUCCGCACCUCUACCAGCUUUCAAGAAAACUCUGCGGACCGCUGAAGCAGAAUCGUUAUUAGCGCCUGUUGAGCAUACAACCCCUGUAAGCGGAGGCGGCGAACAGGUAUCCGCAGACAUGGAGCUAUUGAAGGACUCGCCCACGAGCAAGGCAUCACCUGAUAGAGCUGCAGCGAAAAAGUCAAACGGAAGCCCCUCGCGUGACAAAAAGCGGAAACUGGGGGGUUUACCACCAAAUCUCGUGGCUAGUAGCCGCCAAGGACUAGCUGGUAAAGUGAAAUCGGCCUGGGAGACUUUCCUAGAAGAGCAACUGCCAAAGGAACGUAUACUAAGGCCUGAUGACUCGGAAGUCGAGGCGAUGAGGAACAUGGCGAGAUUGUGGAGCCUGCUGAGUGUUGAGGCGAGAGAGUCGUACGAGGAACGAGCUAGACAGGCUGGUCUGUCGGGCUGUGAUGCAGUCAAUGGCAUGAACACAGCUGACAAGGCCUCACUAAGACCCUUAAAACGUCCAAAACUUUCAAAUCGAUUGCCGAAGCGCCUCCCGGACCAAGCGGUAGGGCCGCGCGCAGAUGACCCGGGCUUGUUUGUGAGCAGCGAUCGAGCCCCCAGUAGCUCAACGAAUAUUGAAGUGUGUGAAACGGCAGUGAAGAAAGGAGUUGGGAAACGACAGCUGUCUGUAUCUCUACCGCGGAGAUCAUGGACUAGCAGAGUGAGCCUGCCUGGAAUGGAGCUGCUGGCUGUCGAGUGGGAUGACGUAUUACCGACCAGCCUUGGUCCCGAUGCCGCGAAUACUGACACUGAUACAGAGAAGGUGCGAAGACCCCCGCCUCGAAAUAAGAAAAUGUAA